Molecule: messenger RNA, 2898 nt
Organism: Ostertagia ostertagi
Lineage: Eukaryota; Metazoa; Nematoda; Chromadorea; Rhabditida; Trichostrongylidae
Source: the annotation of a GenBank genome assembly
AUGACUGAGCAGAAUGAACCUAUGGAGGACGCUGAAAUGGCGGAAAUAGAGCGCCUGUUGCUCGAUGAACCGGCAGACACGGAGCCAGCAGCUUCGUUGAAGGCCUCUAUGGAGACGCUUGUCGGCACGGUGAAGGAGAUAGCGCACAAAAGUGCACUCCAGGUACGGGUGUCUCGCGAUAUUAUGUUAGAUAAAGUGCAAACUUUGCGAGACUUACCCGAAACCGUGUCAGGCCGCAUAAAAGAAGGCGUUCCUCACGACAUUACACUAAAAAUUGAAAAAAUUCUAAAAACUCUUUUCGAGCGAGAUUUUAAGGUUUUGGAGGGAGAACUUUCCAAAUUAAACUUCAUCUAUGAACGACUGCUAUCAGUGGACGCGCUCGUAGACAAAAUGGUCCCAGUGUCUUUGGUAGACUUAGUAGCACAAGCGGACCACGACGAUUGCUGCAUGCGCGAACUAGCGCAGCUGCUUCAUGUGGACACGACACAAGUGGUAGACAAAACACAACUCAAACUCAGACAAAGUGAACUCAUACAAAAAGAUUCACCAAAACCAACACAUAGUAAAGCAGUGUCACCACUUACUCAAUUUGAAUCCAUUCAGAAUCCACCACAGCCGGCAGCGUCGUCCCCCGCGGUAAUCGAGCAGCUCAACCGCUUCGAGUUUAAUACAGACUAUCUCGCCACGUUCGACCCUAUUGCUGCCGCACAGGGUGAGCAUGAGCGUGACACACAAACUCGAAUUCGAGGCUUAGGCAAGGAGCCGUCCACCGAACAAAAUGACAUAUUUCAGCUCGAAAAGAUGAACAAGCCGCCGCCGAGGCAAAGGGAAUCUCCUUGGACACAGACGGCACAGACUGCCAGGCUCCAAGGUGAGUGUAAUCAAUUUCCGUUGGGUUCAAUACAAGGGGUUGAAAUAGCUCGUAUGUUCGCCUCGUUGACCCUGCCCGACGUGAAUACAUAUAAUGACCCGAAUGGAAGGGAGUUCGGGGAUUUUCUCGCCCAAUUUAGGUUGAAGUACCAAGGGCUGAGAUUAGAUGACGACAUGCUGGUGCAUUUGUUACUUUCAAAACUGGAUGGGUUCCUCUCGGUCCGUGGCAGAGGCGCUACCCAGGACAAAUUCAAAGAGAAUGAGUCCUCAACACAAAUGAACGCCUACAUGAAGCUGAAGACGUUACGCAUGGAGGGGGACGUGACAAGCUAUUGCGUAGAAUUAGAAAAACUCACGCAAAGAGCUUACCCUGAAGCUUCUGAACAGGAGCUGUCGCGUACACGGGCCUCGGAACUGGUCGCUCAGUUAUCGAAUUGGCCAGAAUAUCUUCAGCUGUACACGACCAUGGAAGUAGCACCAAAACAGCAGGCGUACGAAAUGGUCAAAACAAUGGCGCAAAGGUGUGAGCGUAGCAGAGCACUCGCGACCGCAACUAAAAAGACGCUGGAUGCCUCCAAGCUGCGUCGUUCUAUUCCGGAAGAACGUAAAACUGAGGAAAAGAAUCGUCCACAGUUCAGACAAAAAGAGAGUCUACCUGCGCCCACGACCACUCAGAAUAAAGAGUAUAAGGUGCCAAUGAGCCAAAGACGGGUGCCAAAAUGUAACAAAUGCAAUGAGUACGGCCAUUUUCCACGGGAUUGCAAGAAAACUAAUGGGCAAGGGCCUAAGUCGAAAAUGGGCCCAAAAACAACCAAGGAUGCCCCACCAGACGAACCGCGCGUUUUCACUGCGACCUUCGGAAAACGGCUAGAUCUAGAGCAUAAAGCGUCUUCGAAAUGUGAAGGUCUAGUAGGGGAGCGAACUACGGCUACUGUGAAGUUACUAGGACUUACACGAGCAGCGCUCCUAGACACUGGAUCACAGAUAAGCAUAAUACCGCUCGAAAUGCUGCGAGCAGGCCAAGCAUCUGGUUUCAAUCUCGACGAAGACGUUGAGCAAUUUCCGUUGGAAAACCAAGCACCAAUCUUGGAUGCUUCUGGCAACAAAAUGCAGUUCGAGGGAGCAGUGAGGUUGACGUUGGAACUCGAGGAAGGCGAGAAGCGUCGAGUUGCGUUGUUCGUAAAGGCUGGAGGAGACGACACACUAGUUUUGGGAACUAACGCCCUGCGAGCUCUCGGAGUCAGCCUAAUUACGAAGGGUACAAAGGGUCAUACCCGCAAGCAACACCUCGGGCCAGCACAAUCCAGCCCCAUCGAGGAAAAACUCAGGCGCAAUACGCGCACAAAACGGAAGAAAUUGCCGACUAGUGAACGAGUCGUUGUCAGCAAACGAACAUACCUUCGACCAGGAGAAACAAAAUUGCUUCCUGUGCAGUGUACUGAAUCCGGGAAAGAAGGGAUUCUCUGGUCAAAAUGCAGUUUAGUACCGAAUAUUAUUUGUCACAAGGCAAGCCACUCCCUGGAAAUCCCCGUUACCAACGACUUUGCAGGAGCAAAAAUUUUUCGGGAGGGGGAGGAGGUAGGCACCUAUGAGCCGGUCAAGAUACGCGAAGCAGAGCCCGUGAAGUGUUACGGUGAUAUGCUCGAGCGUACGGCCGAUGUGAUCAAAAACCGGGAAGAAAAACUGCUGCGACUGUUGUACGAGAAUAAGAGUGGGAAGCAAGAAGAAGGUAUGGAUACCCUUGUGAAGAGCUACAGCGAUGUUUUUGCUGUCAGUGAGCAAGAACUGACCCAAACUACACUAGUCGAGCAUUCGAUUGAAACUGGUGAUGCAAAGCCGAUCAAGCAAAAAGCACGUCCGAUACCGCUAUCUACCCGAGUAGAACUCCGUCAAAUACUAAGCGACCUACAGGGGAGAAAAGACUCUGCUCGGCGUCGACAAUGUGCUCAAUCUACGCUACAGAUGUCAGUGCGGGCUGUUCGGUCAGAUGGCCCACGUAGCCCUACCAGGAUUGACGCACCCAAUAGC